UCUGGCCGGCACAGCACACGGAUCUGUCAGCCGCACACCGCCGCCUCGUCUGCGUUUCCAGCCUCUUGACAUCACCGGCGGAGGCGCGUUCCUGGUCUCGUCUUCCGUCAACUCUCGUCUCUCUGUCAUUCACCGCAACAGCUGCUGCUCUCGUCGAGUUGGCAUCGUGGCCGCGUGCGCUUACAUUGAUUGCCUUCUCUCUUUGAUACGACAAUUAUAAUAAUAGCAGCAGCCAAUUUAAUCAUCUCGAGAGAGAGAGACAGAGAAAGUAUCGAGGGGGAGACAGAGAGUAAUGGAUACCGUCGAGUUGUUAUUGGCGCUGUCCACGGCGAUGGUGCUGAUUGUGUCACUCGUGUCAAACCUCACCGUCCUCUGCUGCUAUGGCGCCAGCAGCGAGCUGCGUAAGCGAGCUCCCGGCGUCUUCAUCCUCAACCUCACCUGCUCCAACCUGCUGCUCACCCUGCUCAACAUGCCCCUCACCCUGGCCGGCGUCGUUCGCUCCGGCCACACCGGGACUCCCACCGCCCCGUUCACGGCGUCCAACUCCAACGACCCGCGCCAGCAGAAUCAGCACCAGGUGUUCGCCAAGGACGAGCACGCGUCCUUAUCGUCGUCGUCGUCGUCGUCAUCUUCCUCCCUGUCGUCAUCGUCGUCCUCGUCAUCGUCGCGGCCGUGUGGAGAGAGCCUCUGCCAGGCUGCCGCUUUCGCCGAGACCUUCCUCACCACGAACGCCAUGCUCAGCGUGGUUGCUCUGGGUCUCGAUCGCUGGGUCGCAGUCCUCUUCCCCCUCAGCUACGCCGCCCACAUGCGGCGUCGCGACGCGGCGCUGGUCCUCGCCUACGCGUGGCUUCACUCGCUCGCCUUCCCCGCCGCCGCCCUCGCUCACUCGCCCUCGUGGCUGGCCUACGGACCCUCGUACGCCUCGUGCACCCUGGUGCAGGGCCCUCCGCUGUCGCCACCGCCGCCGCCGUCGGCACCCGGCGGCCCGUUGGGGUCUGCGGGCUCCGCGAGCGCGCACCGCGGGUCCUCGGCGUCGUUCGCCGCCUUUUCGCUCGCCUACCACGCGCUCACCUUCUUCCUGUCGCUGCUCGUGCUGUGCCUCACCUACCUGAAGGUGCUGCGCGUGGCGCGCUCGCACUGCCAGCGCAUCGACGUGGUCACCAUGCACGCGCUCAUCCUGCUGGUGGACAUCCACCCCAGCGUGCGCGCGCGCUGCCUGGAGGAGCAGAAGGCGCGGAGGACGCGCGCGCCCCGGCGUGUGAGCACCUUCAUCGGCACUUUCGUGCUCUGCUUCGCGCCCUACGUCAUCACCAGGCUGGUGGAGCUGAGCCCCGCCGUGCCGUUCAUUGACCGCCGCUGGGGGCUGUUCACGCGCUGCCUGGCCUACAGCAAAGCGGCCCUCGACCCCUUCGUGUACGCGCUGCUGCGCCGCCAGUGCCGCCGCGUCCUUGCCGAGAUGUUCCACCUGCGACGCCACCACAGCCACCACCACAACCACCACCACCACCACAGCAGCCACCGCAACCGCCGCCACAGACACCACCGCUUCUGCGGCUCGCGCUCCACGGGACCCCGUUCCACGCUCGCCCUCGCCUCUGACGCCAGCGACUCCGUGGUGUUCACGGAGAGGCACAGCCCCGUGGGACGGGAAGAUCCCUGUGACAUCUCGGGGCCCAUGGAGGAGAUGGAGUUGGAGGUGGAGGUCUCAGAGGUGACUGCGAGCUCGCGCGUCAGGAUCGGAGAUGAGAAUGAUUACGAGGACGACGACGACGACGAUUACGACGGCGGUGGUGGUGGGCAGCAGAAGGAGAAGAAGGAGGUGAGAGGAGAAGCAGAACGCGGGGAUGGAGGAGAAGUUGGAGGAGCCGCGUUGGGACCUCAUCACGUUGGGGCGUCCCUGAGGGCAACGCAAUCGGAACGCGCGUUGGUGGAGGAAGUCGGGCUUCUGAAACCUGCAGACAGGUUCAGCGGUGACUUUUCCUCCUCCUCUUCCUCCUCCUCGUCGUCGCCAUCUUCAUCGACGUCCUCAUCGUCCUCGCCGCCUCAGAGGGCGGACCGCAAGAUGCCCGGGCGGCGAGGCGUGAGUCUCCCUCUGAGCACCGUCAUGGAGGAAUGUCCCGGCUCGUGCCCCGGCUCGUGCCCCGUGGCGCCCUUCUCGACCCUGAACCCGUGCCCCUCGGGGGAGAACGCGACAUCGCCUCUCGCGAGGGCGAACCCCUCUCGAACCACGGUGUAAGGGGAAUGGACUGCGAAGGAUGACGAUGAGGAGGAUGACGACGAUGAGGGUGAGGAGUUCCCGGGUGGAAUAAUGAGAGACAUCGGAAGACCGUCGUCGAAGGAACGAGUCGAGGAACAUCGCGGCAAGAGGCGAGAGUUUCGGAGCCGGGGCUGGCGGUGGUGGUGUGGUCGUCCAUCACGCGGACAGCUCUUGAUUCUGAAAGUUCGACGAGCGAUGGAAGGUCUCGCUGCCCGAAACUCCGCGGGACAAUGGCCCAGAGGAUGACACGGAGGCUCGGGGUUUUAAUUCACACGCCCUUGUUGUCUCCUCUACGGGGAGUGGAGGGGGGGACCAGCGCUCGGCUGCGGCUAAAGUUGGCUUCGCGUUCACGGGUUUCGCUAAUAGAAUUACCUUAUUUAAACCGAGUGAGAGCCCCGCUGAGAGGCGUCUGUUGCGGAAGGCGCCGUGGGUGCGUCGCGGUUGUCCGCGCGCCUUUGUCCUGCCCGGACGUGUGCCGCUGCACCACGGAGCAAUCGCGUGGCGGCGAGCGCGCUGGUAUCCCGAGUUCCAUUUCCGCUCACGGUCAAUACGAGUGGCUAACGAAUCAAUCGAACCGGUCUUGGGCCUCCCCAUUGGAGCGACUCGGCGUUAAAUGAGUACCCGCUGCGGUGUGUAAACAUCAGCUCAGCACUGGGGAGACAAAGGCGUCCGGGCGUCAUGGUGGUCACCCACCUUCUCGCGUGCCGUGUCGGUCUCCAUAGGUGCUCGCUAACAGCACU
Lethenteron reissneri (Far Eastern brook lamprey) is the source of this 2997-nucleotide messenger RNA. RefSeq lists its product as uncharacterized. Gene Ontology annotation, molecular function: G protein-coupled receptor activity. Gene Ontology annotation, cellular component: membrane. Gene Ontology annotation, biological process: adenylate cyclase-activating G protein-coupled receptor signaling pathway. Lineage: Eukaryota; Metazoa; Chordata; Hyperoartia; Petromyzontiformes; Petromyzontidae. The record is from RefSeq and is a predicted model, not a curated record.